Anopheles moucheti is the source of this 1326-nucleotide messenger RNA. RefSeq names its product DNA repair protein RAD51 homolog A (gene spn-A). The transcript is spliced from 2 exons. Bases 219 to 1238 code for a protein of 339 amino acids. NCBI's taxonomy places the organism in Eukaryota, Metazoa, Arthropoda, Insecta, Diptera, Culicidae. Gene Ontology annotation, molecular function: single-stranded DNA binding; DNA strand exchange activity; ATP-dependent DNA damage sensor activity. The record is from RefSeq and is a predicted model, not a curated record. Gene Ontology annotation, biological process: mitotic recombination-dependent replication fork processing; reciprocal meiotic recombination; double-strand break repair via homologous recombination. Gene Ontology annotation, cellular component: condensed nuclear chromosome.
AACAAAUUGUGGCGAAGUUGCGCGAUUCUAAUUCGAAUUACUUUAGUGGAGAGUGAUAUUGUGUGAAGUUAUCACCAGGAAGCAUUCGUAUCUUUCUGUGGGACAAUUAUAACAAGUGUCAAAGCAGUCGGCUCGAAGUGCGCCAAAUCGCCAAAACAAAUACGAAGGACAGUAAACAAUACUACUGCCGGAAUUGUUUCCUCACUCAGGCACCAAAAAUGGCCCAAAUGGAAAAAUCGCUACAGUCUGCUUCUACAGUGGAGGAAGAGGAAGAUUAUGGACCACUGUUGAUCGGGAAGCUGGAGGGCAAUGGCAUCACUAACGGGGAUAUUAAAAAGCUUGCGGAAGCAGGAUUUCACACCGUGGAAGCUGUUGCAUAUGCGCCAAAGAAGCAACUGCUUGCGAUCAAGGGCAUUUCCGAGGCGAAGGCAGACAAAAUACUCCAGGAAGCAACGAAACACGUACCGAUGGGUUUUACGACAGCGACCGAAUACCAUCAGAAACGGUCGGAAAUUAUUCAGUUAACAACGGGAUCAAAGGAGUUGGACAAACUGCUCGGUGGAGGCAUUGAGACCGGUAGCAUCACGGAGAUGUUCGGCGAGUUUCGGACCGGUAAAACACAGCUAUGCCACACGCUGGCCGUGACGUGCCAGUUGCCGGUUAGCCAGAACGGAGGCGAAGGCAAAUGUUUGUACAUCGAUACGGAGGGAACGUUUCGACCGGAGCGACUGCUAGCUACGGCCGAACGGUACAAACUGGUCGGUGCGGACGUCCUGGACAAUGUGGCGUAUGCGAGAGCGUACAACACCGACCACCAGAUGCAUCUGCUAAUGGUAGCGUCGGCCAUGAUGGCGGAAUCGAGAUACGCGCUCAUCAUAGUGGACAGCGCAACCAGCCUGUACCGGACAGAUUACAGUGGCCGAGGAGAGCUCGCAGCUCGGCAGACACAUUUGGCGAAGUUUUUGCGCAUGUUGCUACGACUGGCGGACGAGUUUGGGGUAGCGGUUCUGAUUACGAAUCAAGUCGUAGCACAGGUGGACGGUGCAGCCAUGUUUAAUCCGGAUCCGAAGAAACCGAUUGGCGGUAACAUCAUAGCGCACGCGUCUACCACCCGCCUGUACCUCCGGAAAGGUCGGGGUGAAUCAAGAAUCUGUAAAAUAUACGACUCGCCGUGUUUGGCGGAAGGGGAAGCCACAUUCGCUAUCAAUCCGGAUGGAAUAGGCGAUGUGAAGGAAUAGAGCUACCUCGCGCACUGCCUUCAUUGCAAAUGCAGCACUAUAGAUAGGAAUAUUAAACUCCCAAUUAUUUUGAUAAAUGUAAUAUUUG